AAAGCUAAACCAAAGAGGAGUCGUGGCGACAUCUAGUGGUGAAACUCGAGCACUACAUCUGCCUUUUCAGCCCAACCUGCUUAACCUGAGGGGGAAACACAAAACAGACAUGUCUAGAUCAACAGGACGUGUUAUAAAUAAACAUAGCCUUGAAAGCUUCAGCAUGACAUCUCCUCAGAAAAUCCCAAUAGACCUAAAAACGAUGAUCAAAGACACUAAACAGGAUAUGGACGAUGUGCACCAAGCCCUGGAAAAGCUCAGAAGUCUCUCCCAGGAAGAGAGGACAGAGGCAGACGUGCUACGAUCAAGAAUCGACGAGCAGUCAACUCUCAUCUGCAUCCUGAAACAGAGAGCAGACGAGAUGCUUCUGCGCUGUCAGGCUCUGGAGAAGAUCAACGCAGAGCUGGAGAACCUGAGAGCCAAUGUGCGGCUGGAGCUGGAGAACGAGAGGAAGAAAUCCGAACUGCUGGAGCAGAGGUUCAUGCACCUGGCCUCCAACCACCGAGAGCUGAUCAACUUCAAGAACGAGCACAAGAGCCGGAAUGUGAAGCUGGAGAAAGAGAACGAGAGACUCAGGAAGGAAAAUGAAACGCUUUUCAGUCAGGAGGUGCAAGAAAAAGAGAAGAUCAUCCUCAAACUGACUCAAGAGCUCAAGGAAUUGGCAGAGCAACAUAAGAUACUAGAAACAGAGUAUCAGGAGAAAACAACAGGUUUCCAGAUUAAACUGAAAGAACUGAUCAGCCUCCAUCAGAUCAAAGAGGCAUCUUUGAAGAACGAACUGAGUGACACACAAAAACAGCUGAAGAAUGCUGUAGAGAUGUGUGCAGAGUUGGAUCUCAAACUAAGACAAACUCAGGAAAAAGAAUCAAGGAGAGAGACAGACUCUCAAGAGAGACUGGAGAAACUCAUGAAGGAAAAGGAUGAGCUCAUUGAUCUCUCAAUGCAGCGUGGGAAAAUGAUACUGGACAAGCAAGCUGAAAUUCAGGAGCUGGAGCGGAAAAGGCAGGAAGCUGAGAACGGCAGACUGGAUGCAGAAAACAGGUUUGAAAAGGAAGCAGCAGCUGUGAACAGUGAAUUAAGAGUGAAGGAACUACAGGACGCCUUAGAGAGGGCAGAGGACACCUGCAAUGAGUUGAAAAAGGAGUUUGAGGCAUUUAAAAAGCACAGCAGUGAACUGCUUGGAAAAGAGAAGGAGUUAAACUGCAAACUUCGCCACUUGAUCAUCUGAGCCAUCCAUCCCAUUCCAUGUGUAUCAUCAAAAUCAGCCAUAAUAUAGCAAAAACCAUUCACUCUCUGAUCUCAUCGCACAUGGAGUGGUUGUAUAUAAUGAACCUGGAGACAAGGGUCAAAUGAGAUUUUUCUUAAGAGAACGUCUUCCGUCAGUAGGAGGCAGUUUAUAGUAUUUCUGUAGGGGAAAGGUGAGUUUAGUUUGCAAAAAGGUUGGAUAAACUGUGACUUUUAUAAAUAAAAAAGAGCAUUUUUAAACCUCCACUGUGGUUUAGCGUCGACUGUCACAGGCUCUGUCAUGAUUAUUAGAAAAACAUCUGAUUACGAUUCAUUCAAAAAAUCUCUGAUCAUUGUGAGCCUUAAAUUCAAGUCAAAUAUUGCCUUUCAAAUAAGGGGAUUUUUUAUACUAAUUUGCUAAUUUAGAAGGUUUUGGAAUCCCACAACUUUUUUUAGCUCUCUCCAACCGAGAUGGUUGUAUCAUAUGAUGCUUAUCAGAUAAUUCAGGGUUUCUGGAGGUUUUAUAAAAUGUCUUUUUAAGACCAACUAAAGAACAUUUAUUGGAAUACAGGUAUGAAUGGAACACAAUGCAUUAAUAUGGUCUCUGACUGUAAAUGCCUUGUAUUACACUUCAAAGUCUGAAAAUACAACUUACGACCAAUUCUUAAAUCAAGAUAAAAAGAUGCAAAAUUACAUCUUAUAUGUCUUGUUUUAAAAGAAACUGAUCAAAAUGAAGUGAGUAUAUGAUGAAAACAAACACAUAUCUGCCAGUAGGCUCAGAAAAAUCAACAUAAUUUAACAUGGACAGAUAUUUGUUCAUGUUUUAUGCACUUAAUUUUGUUACAUUUUUCAGAAAACAAGACUUCAUAUUUUCAAUUUGCUUAAUAUCAAGAUUUAAGAAUGUUUAAAUAUUUGUAUUAGAAACAAAACAAUCUGAGGAAGAUUUUUGCAGUGCAAUGCAGCAUUUAAUGGCUUGACUUUAUGAAUUUAUGACUUGCUGCUCCGAUUUAAGACUUUUUUAAGGACUUAAUUUGUGGAUGGACAUGCAGAAACUUUGUAAUUAAUUAGAAUGUUCAAAUUUAAAUAAAUAGUGCACCCAAAAAAUAACAUUCUGUCAUUAUUUACUCACCCAUUUUUGUGCAUACAAUGAAAAUAUAUAAGCUCCAGUGGUGUUUGGAUUCCACAAUUCUUCAAAAUAUCUUCUUUUGUGUUCUUCAGAAAAAAAGAAAUGCAUUUGCAUUAUUCCAAGCAUUUAAAAAAACUGAAAAAAUGUUUAAAAAUCAUUUUAAAUUGAUAUAGAUCACCACUAUUUGUAUGACCAGUCAGAACUGAAUCAUUGUAACAGCUCUAUCUAAUGCUCAUCCGUAUAUGCAAUAAAUUGGACUGUUCUGUAUGUAGCCUCGUUCCUGAGAAGAUAAAACAUUCAACUGUGUUAGUAAAAGCUCUAAGCCAUAUACGUAGCACGUAGAAAUGCAAUGCUCACCUUUCAGUUCCACUUCCUUCCAGCACUUAAGGUCAUGCAUUGGCUCACCAUGUAUUCCUCUGUGCUCUGAUAACAUCAGCAUGUCUUCUGCAUUUACAAAUGAACAAGCUUUGGCAUAAAAUUACAGUAUUUCGCUAACGUUUUGCUCUUUGUAAUUUUUAGUGUAGUAAUUCAGUAAUUUGUGGGCAAAUAACAGGUAGUUUGUGUAAUUGUAUAGUGGUCAUCUGGUCUGCAUCUGUAUAUAUGUUUUAUAGAAUAGAACAUCUGGAUGGAUUUAUAGAUGUUCACACCUGAUAGCAUGUUAGUCUUGAGUUAACUAGUUAAAGAUGUUUUCAUUUAAAUAUUUUAUUCCUAAUUUGAGGAUAUUUAGUUAAGUAGCAGAUUCUUUUCUUUUCCAGAAAUGAUGGAUGUGAAUCUAGGAUGUGAACCUGAGAACUAGCUCAGAUCUUUAACCUUUGAGGUUAGGUAUGUUAGUCCUUAUAUCAUUCGUGUGAGUUUGAGGUUGCGGUCAAAAUGCUGGAUUCCUUUGUGUUCUCGUAACUGCACAUCUGUCACCAUUUCAUGCAUCUUAUCAAGUUGAGGCAAGUUUGCAUCCGUGCCAUAAAUGACCAGUGCACCUGCCCUUUGAUUGCAUUUGACCUGGUCAGUGGUUCAUCACCCCAUUGCCAUGACAAUCUUCUUCCUCAGAAGUGCCGCGAAUAUGGGAAUAGCCUUAUAUGAGAAUCACUGGAAUGGUGUCAAUGGCUCUUUGUUUGUUUGUGUGACCUCUUUUGUUUUGUCUGUUGUAAUUCUUUCCAAACACACUGAUGUAGAGAGGACUUGACUGUUAAGAUCAUUUAUUUUAUUAGAUGAUAUGUAAAGCAUUUCGAGUAUAAAUAAAAGCAAAAUGAGAAGUAA
This is a messenger RNA of Cyprinus carpio (common carp), 3604 nucleotides long. RefSeq names its product coiled-coil domain-containing protein 89. The record is from RefSeq and is a predicted model, not a curated record. Lineage: Eukaryota; Metazoa; Chordata; Actinopteri; Cypriniformes; Cyprinidae.